Brienomyrus brachyistius is the source of this 924-nucleotide messenger RNA. RefSeq names its product mesencephalic astrocyte-derived neurotrophic factor-like. The coding region runs from base 149 to 691 and encodes 180 amino acids. The record is from RefSeq and is a predicted model, not a curated record. Lineage: Eukaryota; Metazoa; Chordata; Actinopteri; Osteoglossiformes; Mormyridae. The transcript is spliced from 4 exons. Gene Ontology annotation, cellular component: endoplasmic reticulum. Gene Ontology annotation, biological process: dopaminergic neuron differentiation; neuron projection development.
AUCUCAAAGUAAACGCAAAAUUGUAUGAGGGUGUUUGGAUGUGGACCCUCGUUGAGUGUUUAGCGGUGUGCAAGUGUACUGUUCAAUGUCAUUCUUUGUUUUGGUUAAAUAGUACUUGCUUGUCAGGUGUUAACAUUUUUACUUUGCGAUGUUUGAUUUUAGUGGUUUUUCGGCAGCACUUGCGCUUACGCUAAUACUCAGUGUGAAUGGGGCUUUUACGGAGGGAGACUGCGAAGUGUGUGUCAGUUUCCUGGGCAGGUUUUAUCAGUCUCUGAAGGACAAUGAUGUGAAAUUCAAUAGCGCAGACAUCGAGGGGGCCCUGGUGAAAACCUGCAAAAACUCCAAGGGAAAGGAGAACAGAUUGUGUUAUUAUAUCGGGGCGACAAGUGACGCUGCUACCAAAAUACUCAAUGAGAUCUCCAAACCGAUGAGCUACCAUGUACCUGUGGAGAAAAUAUGUGAAAAGCUCAAGAAGAAGGACGGCCAGAUCUGUGAACUCCGAUAUGACAAAGAAGUGGACUUGAGCACCGUGGACCUGAAAAAGCUGAAGGUCAAAGACUUGAAAAAGAUUCUGGAGGAGUGGGGUGAGAUGUGCAAGGGCUGCAUGGAGAAACUGGACUUCAUCCGCAAAAUCAAAGAGCUCAUGCCCAAGUUUGCCCCGAAUGCAGCCAAAGCACGGACCGAGUUCUAAGCGCAGGAGACCCCCGAGGGUGGCAUCUGCUGCAGGCUGGAUGACUGACGUUUCUCUGUCUUUUAUAAUAUUACAUUUUUCUAAGUUAUAAUGAAAUUAUCUAUUUCAAAUGGUUGAAGUGAGAGCACUUUUUUUUUUUGGGGAGGUGGUAUUUUCACAUUCAUUCUGCAGCCACUUCAGUGUAUGAAAAUGUGUGAAAUGUCUAGAAUUCAAAUGUGAGUUUUUUUUUUUAA